Messenger RNA from Nicotiana tabacum (common tobacco), 1213 nucleotides. The record is from RefSeq and is a predicted model, not a curated record. NCBI's taxonomy places the organism in Eukaryota, Viridiplantae, Streptophyta, Magnoliopsida, Solanales, Solanaceae.
AUGAUUGUUGCAGGUUUUACUGGCCAACUUCGUGGCUGGUGGGAUAAUUAUUUGACUCUCGAAGAAAGGGCAAUGGUUAUUAAUGCUAAAGCCACUGACGAAGGAAUUGAUAACUUAGGCAUGGCUCUAGUGGCAAAUAGAGAGGAUGUCGUUUACACCCUUAUUCUUUCUAUAUUAGAACACUUCAAUGGUAGAUUUACCAACCAGCAUGAGACAGUUCGUACUCUCCUUAAUGGUCUUAGAUGUAGGACCUUAGGUGAAUUCAGAUGGUAUAAAGAUACCUUUAUGAGUAGGGUUAUGGAACUACCCGAAAAUAAAUUUGACCAUUGGAAAGCCAAGUUUAUAGAUGGCUUUCCCUCCUUAUUUGCUGAAAGAGUUAGAAACACUCUAAAAGGUAGUUUUGGUGAAAUCACGUACAACAAUUAUACCUAUGGUAAGUUGAUAGGAAUAUGCACACAAAAAGGAUUAAACUUGUGCAAUGAGUUAAAGUUAUCCAGACAGCUUAAGAUGGAUAAGCUUAAGGAAAAAUAUCAUUUAGGAGAUUUUUGUACCCAGUUCGGUCUACCAAAGAUUUCUACUCAUAUGAAGAAGAAACACAAGUAUCACAGAUACCCAAACUUAGAUAGUCCUUAUAAGAAAAAGAGAUCUAGAUAUAGAUCCAAAGAAGAGCGUGAUGCCAAGAAAGCCUAUCGUAAGGCUACUAGAUUUACCAAAAAUAGGUCUAAGCGAGAUCUUGCUGACAUUAAGUGUUACAAGUGUGGUAAAUUUGGCCAUAUAGCCCCGAAUUAUAAGCUUCAAAAGCUAAAAACCUUAGAACUAGACAAUGAGUUACGUGAUAAGGUUUAUGGUUUGUUAUACACUUCUGGAUCAGAAUCUGAUUAUUAUUAUUCUGAGUCAGAAUCCGAAGCUGAAAUAGAUUUACUUGAUUUAUCUAAUAGUGAUAAAAAUAUUGAUAAUACUUGUACUGCCUGCAAAGAACAUCCCAGUGCUUUUUGGAAUAGAAAAAAGCAUAUUGUCACUCUGCCUUAUGAAGAUAAUUUCUCUAAGGAUGAUAUUCCUACUAAAUCUCGACCUUGUCAGCUGAUCGCGAAAUUAGUGGAAUUCUGCAAAAAAGAGAUUGAUAAUUUGUCACAAAAGGGUUUGAUAAAACCCUCAAAAUCUCCUUGGUCUUGCACAGCUUUUUAUAUUAAUAACGCAACUGAAAAGGAACGUG